This is a messenger RNA of Aspergillus nomiae NRRL 13137, 2178 nucleotides long. Its product is annotated as putative geranylgeranyl pyrophosphate synthase. Lineage: Eukaryota; Fungi; Ascomycota; Eurotiomycetes; Eurotiales; Aspergillaceae. Gene Ontology annotation, biological process: isoprenoid biosynthetic process. The transcript has 3 exons. Gene Ontology annotation, molecular function: prenyltransferase activity. The coding region runs from base 1 to 2178 and encodes 725 amino acids. The record is from RefSeq and is a predicted model, not a curated record.
AUGUUCAGACAAUACUCCAAUUUCAUAUCCCACAAGAGGAGAAGAAGCAAAAGUACUUCCCGGGUCUUGUCUGUUGCCCAGUCCGAAGCGGCCUCCGAUGCACCAACCGUAAAUGAGCCGAUUGAGAUUUGGACUCACUCGCAGCCCAUAGACGCUGCUGUCCAGCAACAGAACGACUGUUUCACCACUCUGACUGCACGGAUACAUAAAUACGAUCAUGUGGCCCAAAGAGGUAGCGAUCGUUUCUUGGAAGACUUGACGGCCACCCUCGAUAGCGAAGAGGCCAAGUCGAAAAGCAGCUAUCUAACCUCCCCGGUGGGAAACUACGCUAGCUUUUUGUAUCCAGAGUGCAUGCCCGAAAGGUUGGAACUCGUCGCCUAUUUGACUGAACUCGGAAAUGUCCAUGACGACCAUGCCGAUAACAAGAACACACCCGCGACAGACAAGCCGGAAGAGCUUGUUGAAUCGCCCCGCGCCGAAGCCAGGAAGAGACUCCUGGAGAAAGUUACGGGAGAACUGACCGACAAAGAUGGGCUUGACAUUAUCGACUGCUACCGAAGUAACUGGCUUGUUACCCCGGAUGUCCCCACCGCCGACAAUUGUGCCAAUCUCGACGACUACGUGGCCCGUCGGCGUCUGAAUGCAGGAAUUGAUGUUUACUGGACCCUGAUGGGAUUUGCCCACGGAACUCGAUUUGGAAAGGAGGACCAGGCGAUCGUCAAAGAUGCGCUGGACGCAGCUGAGCGAACCAUGUUCUUCACCAACGACUACUACAGCUGGCCGAAAGAAAAGCUCGAGGUCAAGAAACGUCGCGUUGCGAAUGUGAUAUUGUUCCUCAUGCAGCACCAGAACAUGUCGGAGGAUGACGCGCGUGCGAAGACCAAAGAGCUCAUUCUGGAAAAUGAAAAGGAGUUCGUCAAGAGACGCGAGGCGUUAUACCAAGCCCACCCAGACCUCGCCCCAAAGCUGCGAAAAUGGAUGGAGGUACUGGAAGCUGCCCUUGGUGGAAUUCACUACUGGUGCACGAAUGCACCACGGUACGCGGUGCCGGAAACCGCCGAAGAGGAAAGUGAUGAGGAGUCGGACGAGGAGAGCUCUAGCGACGAGGACGAGUCCGAGGAAGAUGAUGAAGAAGAAAAUGAAGAGGAGGAGGAGGAGGUGCGUGCCAAUGGCGUUGUUGACCAUGUAGAGGGUGGCGAUGAGCCCGAGGAAGUACCAGUGUGGACCCCUCUCGUCAAUGGGGAAGAACACCCCGCGGUACACCUUGAUGCCACACCCCUACUAGCGCCAACAAACUACAUCGGGUCGAUCUCGGCUAAUGAGGUGCAACUGGAGUUGGUUUCUGCACUUAAUGCCUGGCUUCAAGUUCCCAACCGACCUUUGACCUUUGUCAAGCAAGUGGUCAAUGACCUCCAUGACAGUUCUGAGAUCCUGGCCAACAUUCAGGACCAAUCAUCUCUCCAGCGCCAAAAGACUGCGGCUCACCUUGUCUUCGGUCCCGCUCAGUCCAUUAACAGUGCUGCCUACAUGUUCGUCCGCGUCGCCAAGACCGUGAACGGGCUCAACUGCCCCGGCAUGCUUGACGGCCUCCUGGAGGAGCUUGAAACGCAUUUUAUCGGACAGUCUUGGGAGCUGAACUGGCGCUUCUCUCUUCAAUGCCCGACUGAGCAGGAGUAUUUGGAGAUGGUCGAUAAAAAGACCGGAUCUAUCUUCCGCAUGUUGGUGCGUCUCAUGCAGUCCGCUAGCAUGGAAGGCUCGGCCCUGGACUUUGAGCUUCUCACACAAUUAUUCGGCCGAUGGUACCAGAUCCGCAACGAGUAUCUGGGACUGCUUACGGGCAACAACCAAAGAGGCUUCGGUGAAGAUCUGGAUCACGGCAAAAUCUCGUAUGCGGUCGUCAGGUGCUGCAACGUAGACCCUACCGCCAAGAGUAUCAUCCUGGGCAUCUUUAGACAGAAGGCCGAAGGUGCCUCAUUGUCUGCCGAAAGCAAGAUCCAGAUUUUGGAGCUCCUGCACAAGAGCGGUGCCCUCCAGGCGACUUAUGACUUGGUCCGACAGCUGGGCCGGGACAUCAUGAAGACUGUCAGCGAUCUAGAAAUAGCCGCAGAAGAGACAAACCCCGGGCUCAAGGCCCUUGUGAAGACACUGGGUGAUAUCCCAGCUCCCACUCAGGAGUGA